UGAAAGCCUCUCCUGCAACGACCUGGACCUCCAAGAGCAAGUGCCAAUUCGGCAGUCCACUUACUGGAGCUGCCCUCCGUGAAGAACUGCUCUCAUCCGAUUGUGCACUUCUAGCUAGAUCUUCUUCUUUCUUCAGGUGCCAAUCCGGGAUGGAGGAAGAAGACGAAGGCAGGAGAGGGGUUCCCUCUCUGCUCAGACCCUCUGCUGACACCCAGGAGCACAUCGCCUCCGACAUCACCCAGCUCGUGGGAUGGACGCCGCUGGUGGAGCUGAACCGGAUCACCGGUAAAGGCAAGGACGCCAUGGCCGCCCGGGUCGUCGGCAAGCUGGAGCUCUACCAGCCGCUGUGCUCCGUCAAGGACCGCAGCGCCCUGCGGAUGAUCGACGACGCGGAGAAGAAGGGCGCCAUUGUCCCCGGCGUCACGACCUUGGUGGAGCCGACGAGCGGCAACCUGGGGAUCGGCGUGGCCUACGUCGCCGCGCUCCGGGGAUACAGCUUCGUCGCCGUCAUGCCCGCCGACUACUCGCUCGACAAGCAGAUCCUGCUAAGAUAUCUCGGCGCCCAGGUGAUUCUAACAGACCCUGCACUUGGCUUUCAAGGGCAGGUGGACAGGGUGGAGCAGCUCAAGAAGGAUCUGUCCAACGUGCACGUCCUUGAUCAGUUCACCAACGCAGCAAAUCCUGAUGCACACUUUACAUGGACCGGACCUGAUUUAGUAGUGUUGGUUUUGUGCCACAUAGGGCCUGAGAUUUGGAAGGACACGGGGGGCAAGGUGGACAUCUUUGUGGCUAGUUCAGGGACAGGAGGCACCAUAUCUGGCGUGGGGAAGUAUCUCAAGAUGAAGAACCCAUCCGUGAAGAUCAUUUGCGUUGAGCCUGCUGAGAGUCCGGUCAUUUCAGGUGGCAAGCCUGCUCGGCAUAAAAUUCAGGGAGUCGGCCCAGGCUUUGUGCCGGAGAACCUGGACACCUCGCUCGUCGACGAGAUCAUCACGGUGAAUGCAGAGGAUGCGAUGGCAAAUGCAAGGAGGCUGGCAAGGGAGGAAGGCUUGCUCGUGGGCAUAUCGUCCGGAGCUAAUCUGGCAGCUUGCCUGAAGGUGGCGUCGAGGAAAGAAAACGAGGGGAAGAUGAUUGUCACCGUGUUUCCCAGCGGCGGCGAGAGGUACAUGAGCUGUGACCUCUUUGCAGCCGCAAGGGAGGAGUGCAUUGCCAUGACCUUUUGAUCUCGUGUAACUCAUUCUAGAUGGGAGGAUAUGUUUGAUACCAAUGGACAAAGUAAUGAUGCAUGGCUUGUGUGUUGAUACACCUGCCUAGAUCAUAGUGAUUGCCAAUAAUGUGAGUUCUGUUUCAACAAACCUUUAGUUAUGUGAUGGGUCUACAGGUGAAACCGAAAA
Molecule: messenger RNA, 1391 nt
Organism: Brachypodium distachyon (stiff brome)
Lineage: Eukaryota; Viridiplantae; Streptophyta; Magnoliopsida; Poales; Poaceae
Product: cysteine synthase
Exons: 6
Coding region: 150-1220 (356 amino acids)
Cellular component (GO): cytoplasm
Molecular function (GO): cysteine synthase activity
Source: RefSeq, a predicted model, not a curated record